Messenger RNA from Cladophialophora psammophila CBS 110553, 1071 nucleotides. Its product is annotated as protein arginine N-methyltransferase 1. Gene Ontology annotation, molecular function: protein-arginine N-methyltransferase activity. Gene Ontology annotation, cellular component: nucleus. Gene Ontology annotation, biological process: peptidyl-arginine methylation. Lineage: Eukaryota; Fungi; Ascomycota; Eurotiomycetes; Chaetothyriales; Herpotrichiellaceae. The record is from RefSeq and is a predicted model, not a curated record. The coding region runs from base 1 to 1071 and encodes 356 amino acids. The transcript has 5 exons.
AUGAACGGCACCAAAGUUGGCCCGUCCGUGGCCGAUAUGGCCAACAUGUCCACCGAAGAGAGAAUGGCGGGGAUGGAACAUUCUGAAGUUCGCUACUUUACGAGUUACGAUCACCAUGGAAUCCACGAAGAAAUGCUGAAAGAUGAAGUCCGAACCCGGUCGUACCGAGACGCCAUCUACCAAAAUCAGCACCUCUUCAAAGACAAGGUCGUUCUUGAUGUUGGCUGUGGCACCGGCAUCCUCAGCAUGUUUGCCGCAAGGGCAGGUGCAAGACAUGUGAUUGGCGUGGACAUGUCCAGCAUCAUCAAUAAGGCAAGACUCAUUGUGGAGACCAACGGGCUCUCUAAGAAGAUUACUCUGCUGCAAGGCAAAAUGGAAGAGGUGGAACUGCCUGCUCAACAUCUGAACAACGGCAAAGUCGACAUCAUAAUAUCAGAGUGGAUGGGUUACUUCCUGUUGUAUGAGAGCAUGCUUGACACAGUUCUCUAUGCACGCGACAAGUAUUUGAGACCGGGUGGUAAGAUAUUUCCCGACAAGGCCACGAUCUAUAUGGCGGGCAUUGAAGACGGAGAAUACAAGGAGGACAAGAUCGGAUUCUGGGAUAAUGUUUAUGGAUUCAACUUCUCGCCUAUGAAAGAGAGCGCCCUGACUGAACCUCUGGUCGAUACUGUCGAGCUCAAAGCGCUGGUGACCGACCCAUGCCCAGUCUUCACCAUCGACCUCAAUACGGUCAAGCCGGCCCAGCUGGCAUUUUCGGAGCCAUUCCAACUCCGAUGUCAAAGAAAUGAUUUCAUCCACGCUCUUAUUGCUUGGUUCGAUAUUGACUUCACGGCAUGCCACAAGCCAAUCAGAUUCUCCACAGGCCCCCACACAAAAUACACCCAUUGGAAGCAGACCGUCUUUUAUCUGCGACAAGUUCUGACCGUGGAGGAAGGAGAAAUGGUCCAGGGCUUCCUUUCCAAUAAGCCCAACAGCAAGAACAGACGAGAUCUUGAUAUCAAGAUCGACUACGAACUCGAAACGUCAGACCCCAGACGAUCCGCUCGCGGGACAUGCGAGUACAGGAUGUAA